UUUUAAUUUUAAGUUCUGCGCGUUACGUAGUAUAGCCGCAGAACGUAUGUCUCAACGUUAUGUCGCACAUAAACUAGUGCGCGGAUCACUGAUGCGUAUAUCACGUGAUCAGUGAUUGGUCAUGUGGUUUUAGGCGGUAAAAUGCUCGUGGAAAUCAGUUCUACGCUCGGUUUCGAUUGUGAAGGACAAUUUUGAGCAGCCAUGAAUAGAGCGGAGAUGUCGGGGUUUAUUGAGGAGAAAGUUAAAGAGGUUGUAAAAGCAAACAACGAGGAGCUUCUGGGAAGCAUAAGUAACAUGCUUUCGAAGAUAAGUGACAAACCUUCUUCUGCUAUUUCAAUUUUGAACGUGCCAAAAUUUAAACGUAAAAGUAAUGAAGAACAAUUUAAACUUAAUGCAAAGGUUAUUGACAAAUUAGCAGUCGCUCAAGCAGCCGUAGAAACACAGGAUUUAUCGUCUGCUAAAGAUUCUAUUAUUCAAGCAUGGGAGUUAUUGAAAAGGCGGCAAAAACUGGUGUUGCUUGCCGACACUUCAGAUUUGGGCUAGAAAACGGUGAACGAAUACGAAACCAACCCAAUUGCUAGUGACAGGGAUGAUGAGAGGCG
Messenger RNA from Ruditapes philippinarum (Manila clam), 602 nucleotides. RefSeq lists its product as uncharacterized. Bases 202 to 543 code for a protein of 113 amino acids. The transcript has 2 exons. NCBI's taxonomy places the organism in Eukaryota, Metazoa, Mollusca, Bivalvia, Venerida, Veneridae. The record is from RefSeq and is a predicted model, not a curated record.